Molecule: messenger RNA, 3109 nt
Organism: Carcharodon carcharias (great white shark)
Lineage: Eukaryota; Metazoa; Chordata; Chondrichthyes; Lamniformes; Lamnidae
Exons: 5
Coding region: 100-801 (233 amino acids)
Source: RefSeq, a predicted model, not a curated record
UUUCAUUGACAUAAAGCCUGUCUAACCACACACGUAUGCGUCAACUUUGCUGAACUCACCAUAUUUUAGGUUUCAGAGCACCACUGAGACAACAUCGGUAUGACUUGUGUAGAUAAAGUGGUAAUGUUCAAGAUAUGCCUCUUGUUAUUCACAAAUCGGACAUUGGCUCUAUCACAGCAAACUGAAAUAUUAGAACACCUCAAUGCCACCAUUGGAGACAAUGUGUUAUUUUCUAUAAACUCGAGAUCUGUUGUGAAUCGAUCGGUAGAAUGGAAGUACAGUUACAAGUCAAGUCAAGCAAGCAUCAUAAUGUUUGCCUUUGGUAUACGUGAGCUCAACAUCUUUCCAAGUUACAAGCAUCGUGUGCAAGUUUAUGAUAAUGGCUCAUUUUUAUUGUCAAACAUUGAACUAAACGAUACAGGAUGUUAUACAGUGACACUGGUAGAUGCUUCAGGGAAAGAGGUAAUGAUAAAGAAAAUGUUGAAAGUCUUCGAAGCAGAAAAACAGGAAACCCGUGGGAUUAAUAAUGGAGUAAAUUGUUCAGAAAGUAUUGGCGUCAAAAACUGGAACAUAAUUGGCAUUUCGAUUGGUGUCGCUGUGGUUGGAAUGUGUGUAAUUUGUGCUGUAGUUGUAUAUUUCAUAAGGAGAAGGAAGCAGGAAGAUACAGAAGAUGCGAUUCAAGAUUUGAAGAGCAAUGAGAAUUUAAAUAGUAACGCUCCAAUGGUCGUUUAUUCAACUUAUGUAGGUACAUUUCCUAACUAUGGAAAGUCUUGUCAAACAAGUCCUUUGGAUCAAACGUGACCAGACUUUUGCUGUGUGCAAUGUGUUUGAUAAACUUGUCUAUGUUAUUUAAAAAUGUACAGUGGAACCUCAAUCAACUGCACCCCUGUUAUCUGCCUUCUUAAUUAUUCACAAAAAGUUUUGGCAAGGGUGCAUGCCACGGAAAUAGCUAAAAUAUCAGCUCAAAGAUCCCCUUGCAUCUAUCUGCUGGUAGAACCAUCACAAUCAUAAAAAAAUGACAAAAAAUACUCCUCAAACAUGGUCUUUCUCAGCCAUAAAGGUAUCAUAUCCUUAUCUUCAACAAUCUUCCAUUGCUAAUAGCCACAACACUGAGCUAAGUAUAGUUUGCCUUUUUAAAUGGGCCUGUGUUUAUUGGGCUCCUGAGCUGGUGAGCAGGUCACACGUGAGUGUUAAUUUAAAGCCAAUCCACCCAUUGGGAAACUGAUGCGAUUAGAUCGACUGCCCAUUCCACACCUUGCUAAGAGUCAAUGUUAAGUAAAUCCAGGUGAUGUGUAAAAUGAACAGCUGAUCUGAUCAGGUUAGUUACCCUCCAGAUGGGUUAGUUUAAGAUUUCCCCCUGCUGAAACUAACUCUACCCAGUGCAGUCAACAGCUAGUUUUGUGUCUACAUACUGUCUCCACCAAACAAGUCCAUUUAAAUAGGCAGGUCAUGCAUUGAUUUUACAGCUGCCAAUUCUACACUGCCGAUUUUAGUAGGGACACAGUUGUGGAGGCAAGUGCAGACUACCCUGAGUGCUUACCCCUACAGCUCAGAGGCCUAUGGUUAGCACUGAGAAAAUAUAGUUUACCCAUCAUUCUUCAAUCACUGGUGGAUCCAGCAGGGAUUACAAAUGCGUGUGGAGAGGGGAAUGUGAGAUGAAACAGCAUCUGCAAGCCUCCAACUGGCUCCGUAGCAACCAAAAUAAAAGAACCUCAUUUUGAAUUUGUAAGGUGAAAAUGCUUUGCCUGGUGUUUGGUUAAGUCUAUGGGUUGCUGUUGCCUUAAUGGAGAUUAGUUUGGGAAUUUGUUAAAAAUUAUGAUGGUAGUGAUUUGUAGUCAUGUGUAUAUAUAUUUUUAACCUGUGUAAAUUAAUACAUUGUUUCAUUCAGUUUAAUGUAAAAUCUCAAGAACUGAUGGUCUGAUUCCUGAAUUUAGAGUCGCAUCUCAAACAUAACACUUAAAAUUAUAGGUUAUGACAGUUGUUUAAAGUUUCCCUCUGGGAUUUUCAAAGAACUCGCUUUACCAACGGUAUGGCCAUAACAAUUGUGGAUCUGUUCAUUAACUGUUUCAGUGCUAACUAAUCUUACAAAAUAAUAAAGGGAAAUGCUUUUGUAGAGGUCACUGGUAGACAAGCAAGAAGAAACAGGCCAUUCAAAAUUCAAAUCGGCAUUAAUUGCUGAACUCUCAAAUCUAUGCUAAUUUCUCAUACCUACCAGAGGAGAGCCCUUUAUGAAAGAUAUUCAAAUAUUUGCAUACUUUCAUCAUAACAAAUUAAAAAGAGAUUCUUAAAUCAGCCAGAUUUACAGUACUGAUAAAGACAUUUACUGAUAUAUGACCUGUUUUAGUUUGUGCGUCCUUAUGUUAAACUGGAUUGAAUAAGUUUUGUGAUUGGGCAUCAAGGUGAUUCCAGUCUUGGACCUGCUGCCAGAAUGUGUUAUUCAUUAUAAACAGACUUUCCAAGUUACAGUAUCAAAUUGUUCCAUGUGAUAUUAAUGUCUUAAAAUUGGGCUCAAUGGAAAUUAACAUGAAAAUGCUCAAUAGAUUGAUAUGAUUUUUUUUGUCAUCUAGUUUUCUGGAAAUAAUAACUCUUUUGUUUUAGACUGUUUAGUGACUCAGUUAAAGCGUUGACAAUGGAAUUUUACACAAGCAGGUUAAGUAGCUGCAUACUAAAAUGUCAAUUCCCAAUUUCAAAGAAAAGGUUUAUUAACCAAUUCUGUGAGUUUUCUAACACUGUAAAACAUUUAUUUUUGUGAAAUUGAAAGUGUCUCCCUUUGUUUCUAAUGUACAGUUUUGGUUUACUAAUCUUUCACUUCUUAUUCAAUUGUUAGUAUAUUUGUAUACAAUAAAACCUGAGCACUUCUGACAUGAAGGAAACCCCACCCUCACCCCACACCUUUGUUAAUUUUGUAUACUGGAAGUAUGAAGAACAGAGGUCAGAAAUGUCCUGUGGAACACAAUCUAUUUCUUAGACAUCUAAUUGUACUUUGUUUAUUUGGGUAUUUCGAACAUGAUUCAAUUGAAUUAAAACUGUGAUAUUCAUAUAUAAAUUAAAAUUGUUUUGAUUUUGAUGCACACUAAGCUGGUAUUUAAUAAACUGAACCCUUAUCUUU